This is a messenger RNA of Myiozetetes cayanensis, 1732 nucleotides long. Its product is annotated as inositol 1,4,5-triphosphate receptor associated 2-like. The transcript is spliced from 14 exons. Lineage: Eukaryota; Metazoa; Chordata; Aves; Passeriformes; Tyrannidae. The coding region runs from base 160 to 1215 and encodes 351 amino acids. Gene Ontology annotation, cellular component: endoplasmic reticulum membrane. The record is from RefSeq and is a predicted model, not a curated record.
GCGGUGGGACCCCACAGGUGGGGUCUGUGCCACACAGAGCGCCCAGAGCCUCAUGGCAGCACCUGAUGUGAGGGGACUAUCACUGGGCAGCGCCAUCCCAGCACCCCACAUCCCCGGGACUCGAAGGUGUGCUGGUCCUGGAGCCUGUGUGCUCCAGAAAUGAAGCCACUCACAGGGACCUUGUUGGGAGAGGGGGAAGAGGAGGUGCAGGGACUCACCCAGGGACGCCAGCGGCGCCAGCGGCAGAGAAUGAGCUGCCGACCCAGCCCCUCACCCCAGAGGGAGCAGCAGGCAGAGCUGUACGGGCUCCUCACGUCUCCAGAUGAAGACAAGAUGAGCAGUCCCCAGAGGCACCCAGACAGGGUUUUGGCUGGGAGCCAACAGAGUGUGGAGCAUGUCAGUGAGGUUCCAGGCAGGGAUAGGCAGGAGCAGGCUGCUCACACUGGAGACAGUGACAGGACUGAAGAAGAUGCAGAAACCCUGGAGGAGCCAGUGCUGAGUUUCCCCAGAGAGCUCUUGGCGCUGGACAGAUUAGGCUUGAACAGGGUGGCUUUGACAGAGCAGGAUCUGGAGGCAGCCUUUGCCCACCUCGCGCUGGCUUUUCGCUGUGACAUGUUCACCCUGCAGCAACGAGUACAGGUGGAGAAACGGGCACGGGAUGCAGCAGAGGAAAACAUCCAGGAGGAGCUGGGGCAGUGCCGGGCUGCCCUAGAGAGGCUAGGUCCAUCCUGUGCCAAUGUGGGCUGCAAAGAGAUGCUGGAGCAGCUGCAGCACAACCUGGCUGUGCUGUCGGCAGCUGUCGAGCGGGCAACCAGCGCUGCGGAGAAGCUGGGGGCUGUACACCAGGAGGCCCGGAUGAGCCGAGCAGCAGAGGUGAUGGUCCAGCACGUGGAGAACCUGAAGCGGCACCACAUGCGGGAGCACGCGGAGCUGGAGGAGAUGAAACGCCUGAUCCAGCAAAACUCCCGCAACCGGCAGCUGGCAGAGACCCAGGAUCAUGCAGAGCCACGGCUGAGGCCUCACCCCCUGAAGCGAACUUUCCAGCAGGGGUCUGCCCGCCGCAGAGUCAGCAUCGCUGUCAUCCCCAAGCAGCUCCUGGUGCCAGCCCCGACAGCCGAGCAGCGCUGGCAGGUGAGCCGGAGCCAGAGGGGGCCCAGCGCUGGCCCAGAACCCAGAGGAGUGAGCUGGAGCCACAGGGCCAGGGCAGCGCCAUGACUGGGGAGCUGGUGGCUGAGGCAGAUGGCCGAGACUCAAGGGCAGCGGAUGAGGAGCCAGAGCAGCUUGGGCUGACGUGAGCAGUACUGUGUGUGCCCAGCAUUCCCCUAGGGCUGCUGAACUCUCUGCGGUCCCCAGGUGGCCAGCACUUGGGAAGCAGGCUGGGGGAUUUAGUGGUAGAGGGCCAGGAUGUUGUUUGGCUGCCUCAGCCAGACCUUGCUGUGCCUCAGUUUUGCCCAUGCAUUGCCGGUCUGCUGCAUUUUGGUUUGUAGAAGGGCCACUGAGGUCUGGGACUGUGUUGAACACCCUUCCCUGUCCCCAGCUGGGGUGGAGGUGGGAUUUGCUCUCUCCCGCGGAUGACGAGUGUCUCCUGUUGCCUUCUCUCCAGGUCCAAGGGAUCCGCAAUGGAGCUGUGGCGGCCAUGGCUCUUCUUCCCGCAGCACUACUGGGUUUUCUUCUGGCUGCUUCUCCUGAGCAUCGCCUUCCUCCUCCUCAUCCGUGUCCUAGAGCUGCAGCG